GCCAGGAGUCCCCAGCCAACAGAACCGCGCCUAAAACUCACUGAUUCACUGAUGAUGCUGCUCCGAGGGCGCGGUCCUGCCUUCCCGCUCUACUGCCCGCGCGGGUGUGGCCGGAGGCGGUAAAGCGAGAUCUUUUCUGCCGGAAGCCUCGCUGCCUCGUUGCAGUGCGGACUGAUUGCGCCUUCGGCGACGCCAUGCCCAAGUGCCCUCGUUGUCAGAAGGAGGUCUAUUUCGCUGAAAAAGUCACCUCCCUUGGGAAAGAUUGGCACCGGCCAUGUUUGAAGUGUGAAAAAUGCAAGAAGACUUUAAAUGCAGGUGGCCAUGCAGAGCAUGAUGGGAAACCUUAUUGCAACUACCCCUGCUAUGCUGCACUGUUUGGACCCAAAGGGUUUGGCCGUGGAGGUGCUGAAAGCUACACUUUCAAUUAAAACUUGGAGUGGAAGGAUGAAUUUUGCUGAUUCCAGGUGGAGUUCAUAAGAAGUAUAACCACACUGUGUUUUUCCCUAGAAGUGAAUAUAAUGAUGACUUCAAAGGGGGGGGGCAUGAUAAUUCCUCUUUAACAUCAGUUGAGAAAUAUAAUCAUGUAGAAACUAGAAAAUAAUAGCAUUGGGGGCAUCAUAGAAAAGCAUGGAAAUUAAAAAAAAUCAAAGCCUGCUUUAGAUCUUUUCUUUUAUUAUUUUUCUAACUUACAAAUAAAAUCUUAAAUCAAAAGAGGCUUGCAGAGUUUCAAUGAAUCACAAAAUGGACAUAAAAAUCUGGGAAACAUUUACUGAUGUUCGUUAAGAAAGAAUUUCAGAAUUAAGAAUUUAAAUUCUUUAAGAAAGGAUAUCUAAAAAUGUCUUCAGAAUUAUUUUUAGUGAACUCAUGUGAAAUGAACGUAUUUUUAGUGAACUCAUGUGAAAUGAACGCUUAUUGCAUCCAGUGAAACUUGCAUUUUGAAUUUAUAAAUUGCAAUUCAGACUGAAAUCCAUUGGGAAGCAAUUGUUUGAUUGUAUAAUCAGCAACCAAGUACAUAAUCUGCAGAGCAUAGAUGUAUAUUUGUGUUAAAGCAUUCCGAGACAGGCUGGUUGUUUAUUUUUACUCAGCACUAGCAAGCUGUUUAAUUUACUGUACAAUAUAUAUAUAUUGCAGUGGGUAUAAUUUGCAGUAGAAAACAAGUGAGGAUAAUAUAUUGUUUACCUGACUGUCCCUUACCUUCUUUAGCUUCUUUUCCUCGAUAUAUUUUUCCAUACUUAUAUUUAGGCAAGUCUAGGCCUCUAGUAAGGUUAAUAUGGGUUUGACUCUAUAUUGAAGCUGAAAAAUGUAUGGCAGUAGCAAGGCCCCCAUCUAAAAUGGCCCCAAAUACACAGUAAUGUAACUAUGUUUUAAGAAAUAAAAUAUGUGGUAUAAGAAGUCUAUUAUGAAAUUUAUUGAUAUUUUCAUUUCAUUUAAGUUAACCAAAUUAUAUGAAAGUAGUUCAGAUGAGAGCUGUUGUAAUGAAUUUAAGAAACAAUUCUUUCCUAUUCAGUAAUUUAAACAAUCAAGAUAUAUUUGUGAAAGGAUGCUCCCAUUCUUGUAAAAGAAAUGCAAAAGACAAACAAAGUGAAGCUGUUUCUGAUUGGAAUUUUAGCAUUUGGUUUUCAGAUAUCUCUGCCCUGGUAUUUUCUUUAAUUCUUUCACUGACUGAAGGAAUUGAAUUUGCCUCCAUUUGCUAUAAUCUUCAUUUGUGCUCUUAAUUUAAGAAAGAUAGGCAUGUCAUUUAUAAACAGAUUAAUACAUGUACUUGCUCACUGAAAUAAAAGGCCAUCUGAAUUCUA
Messenger RNA from Crotalus tigris (Tiger rattlesnake), 1796 nucleotides. RefSeq names its product cysteine rich protein 1 (gene CRIP1). Bases 195 to 428 code for a protein of 77 amino acids. Lineage: Eukaryota; Metazoa; Chordata; Lepidosauria; Squamata; Viperidae. The transcript is spliced from 5 exons. Gene Ontology annotation, biological process: regulation of gene expression; intrinsic apoptotic signaling pathway in response to DNA damage. The record is from RefSeq and is a predicted model, not a curated record. Gene Ontology annotation, molecular function: zinc ion binding.